GGAUGGUCGAGCUGGGCUGCUCUGGCGACCUGCGCGUGUGGCUUGUGGAGAGCGCCGUCUCCUGGCCCCGUCGGUGUCGGCGCUCCUCUCUCCUUUUGCUUCCACCCACCGCAUCUUGCCUCUGCCUCCACACCACAACCUCUGCAGCAGGCGCCCAAUGCGAUCAUGGCCUCGUCCUCGUGGUCAAGCGACUCGGCCUACAUCGACAAGUCCAUUGAGGCUGCCGUGAACUUGGCCUCCAAGGAGUUCAUCAAGGGCUUCAUCGCCGGCCAGAUCAUCCUCUGCAUCUUGAUCUUCUUCCUGCUCAAGGUGUUCCUGCUGCGGAGUGGCGGCGAGACCAAGAUCGAGAUCGCCAAAAGGAGGCGCAAUCGCAGACGCUUCCAGUCCAAACUCGCGGCCUCUGCCAAUCCAAACAUCUACGAGGCUCAGAUCGUCUCCAAGACCCAGUACGACAUCAAUUCCCAGCCGAGCGAAACCCUCAAGUGGCUGAAUGUCAUCCUGGCCCAGAUCAUAUCAAAGUAUCGCAGCGACAAAGAGUUCAACGAUCGAAUCAUAUCGCUCAUCGACGAAGCCAUCAACGGGCCAUCGGACCAAACGGACUCGUCUCGCAGGCCCAGCUUCCUAGGCCAUGUUGCUAUUACCGAGUUUUCGCUCGGUGAGCAAUACCCCAUCUUCAAGGAUGCCAAGAUCCGAUACGUCGAGUAUACAACAAAUCUGCGUGCCGAGAUAGGCUUUGAGUACAACGACCAGAUCACCAUCGGCAUCGACACACAAGUCCUCAUCAACUGGCCCAAAGCCUAUACUGCGUCGCUGCCUGUUUCUCUGUCUUUGUCGAUUGUCAAGUUUUCUGGAACGCUUGCCCUCGAGUUCGUCACACUCCCAGACAACUCGCAAACCUAUCUGUCGAUAUCUAUCUUGGAGGACUUUAUGCUUGAGUUUGAAGUCCGCUCGCUGCUUGGACAUCGCACCAAGGUUAAGGACCUGCCCAAGCUAACGUCGAUCAUCACCUCCAAGCUACAAUCGGUCUUCAUCGAAACGAUCGUCUAUCCAUGCUUCCACAAGGUCUAUCUGCCAACGAUUCCCAAGCCUGCGGCUCCGCCAAAGGAGAAGGACCCAGCUCCUGCCGAGGACAGCAUCCCGAAGGAAACCGAUGGCCUCUGGAACAGACGGCGUGAGGCCGAUCCUGAGAGUUCGAGCGACGAAGCCUCAGCAGCUCAAUUGGGCUGAGCCGGCGACGCAUUCCGAGAUUCAACCCUUCGAGGGAUACUGGGCAUCUCGAGGUCCCAGGCCCUAACGACGCCGCUGCACCUGCUGUGUUUACAACCGACGGCGAUAUCGCCAUGAUCCUGAAUAUAUUGAUGAGCGGGACAUAUUCACACACGAAU
Molecule: messenger RNA, 1385 nt
Organism: Polychytrium aggregatum
Lineage: Eukaryota; Fungi; Chytridiomycota; Chytridiomycetes; Polychytriales
Exons: 4
Coding region: 166-1227 (353 amino acids)
Biological process (GO): phospholipid transport; mitochondrion organization
Cellular component (GO): endoplasmic reticulum; ERMES complex
Molecular function (GO): lipid binding
Source: RefSeq, a predicted model, not a curated record